This is a messenger RNA of Siniperca chuatsi (mandarin fish), 2511 nucleotides long. It is a transcript of the gene tamm41, whose product is annotated as TAM41 mitochondrial translocator assembly and maintenance homolog. Gene Ontology annotation, biological process: cardiolipin biosynthetic process; CDP-diacylglycerol biosynthetic process. The record is from RefSeq and is a predicted model, not a curated record. Bases 280 to 1308 code for a protein of 342 amino acids. Gene Ontology annotation, cellular component: mitochondrion. The transcript is spliced from 8 exons. Gene Ontology annotation, molecular function: phosphatidate cytidylyltransferase activity. Lineage: Eukaryota; Metazoa; Chordata; Actinopteri; Centrarchiformes; Sinipercidae.
UCCCAUGAGCCUCCAGCCCGCAGCAGAUUCUGUUACGUAAAUUUUAGGCGCCUGUCAAGCACACAGCUGACAGGCUGAUGGACGCAGUUAAACGAUAAAACUGAUACUUUUAAAGCUAUUCAGUUGCUGUGGUGGUGUUUAAUAUCAUUGAGCCUCUCAGUCUGAAAUGUGUCUGUUACUUAAUGCGGCUGGAACUUCGUUUUACACGUUAUUUAGUCGGUUAUCCUGCUGAUAAAGUAGUCCCUGUUGUUGCUGGAAAGCUAUCCUAGCUAGUUCAAAAUGACACUUCCAGCUUUGCAAACCGGUGUGUUUUACAGACGGAUUUUGUCACAGUUUCCACAGGAUAUCAGUUUAGCUUUUGCCUAUGGAUCUGGCGUUUUCAAACAACACGGGACCAGCCAAGGUCAAAUGGAUAAGAACAUGCUGGACUUUGUGUUUGCGGUGGACGACCCAGUGACGUGGCACACCAUGAAUCUGCUGCAGAAUCGCAAACACUACUCCAUCCUCAAGCUGCUGGGGCCCACGAUGAUCAGCUCCGUACAAAAUGAACACGGGGCUUCGGUAUACUACAACACGCUGGUGCCUGUGGAUGGGAGGAUAAUCAAAUAUGGUGUGAUUAGUACAGAGUCUCUGAUAGAUGACCUGAUGCACUGGAAGACCAUGUAUGUUGCUGGACGCCUUCACAAACCAGUGAAAAUGCUGGUGCAGAGUGAGAACGGAAAACUCCGUGCUGCUCUGGUGGCCAACCUGAAGAGUGCUGUGACAGCCUCCUUCCUCAUGCUGCCAGAGAGCUUCACUGAGGAAGACCUCUUCCUGCAGAUAGCCGGUCUUUCUUAUGCUGGGGAUUUUCGAAUGGUGAUUGGAGAAGAUAAAUCCAAGGUGGCCAAUAUCGUCAAAGACAACAUUCAGCACUUCCGUAUUCUGUAUAGUAACAUCCUACGGGACUGCCCUCAGGUGGUCUACAAACCUCAACAAGGAAAACUGGAGGUUGACAAAAGCCCAGAGGGCCAGUUUGUCCAGCUCAUGGCAUUGCCUCGGACACUGCAGCAAAGGAUCACAAAGCUGGUCGAUCCUCCAGGGAAAAACCGAGACGUGGAGGAGAUCCUGCUGCAGGUUGCUCAGGACCCAGACUGUGGAGCUGUCGUACAACAAGGUAUUUCAUCUAUUGUGAAAUCAUCCAGUAUAACACAGAGUGUCAAAGGCAUUGCUACAGCUGGCUUGUGGAAGACGGUGUCGUACAGCUCCAAGAAACUGAUAAAGAUGUGGAGGGGUUGGAGGAGGAAGCCGUCUGCCUCACAGAUGUCCUGAUCCUGUCCAUUUACUAGGAACCCGUCUUUGUCUAUAACUGUGAGCCACACAAUCGACGCCCAUCUUCUGAUUUUAAUCUGACAAACAGUGGCUGGAACAAUCACACACACUCACCUCUGGAUGUGUAUCACUGCAUAGCCUCUAUGAGUGGGAUCACCAGGUGUAAGUCAGUGUUUGAAUAGUGUAGAACUGUCUGUACAAAUGGCCUUUAUCAUGCAAUUCACAAGUUGUAGAAAAGAGGGUGACAUUUCACGAGCCUGACUGAAUUAUGGCUGACAUUUAAUGGUACUACAGACUGGACCUUUCUGGGUAACGGCUACAGUGACUGGCGAGGAACUGCUGAAUUGGCUAUGUCUGGAGCCACAGCACAAAAUCAGUGUGAGCACCGCAUGCAACGAGUACCGCGAGUAUAAUGAAGAAAAGACUUUGGUGUCAUCUUACAUCUUUUGAAUUAUAUUGAGUGUGCAUGUUCUGUGUGAAUGUUGCUACCUAGAUGAGAGAUGAUGGGCAGCUAAGAUGCUGAAAUAGUGCAGAUAUUGAGAAUUAUAUUUCUGUGGGUAAUUCUCGCCUUUGUGCUGAGAGAGGACUUUAUUGAACUCUCCUCAGAUGUGGACUGGUGUUACAUGCACACUUCUUAUCCCCCUCUCACACUGCCAAAGAUCUCAAAUCUUUCAUCUCUUUACUUAUCAUGUUUUAACAGUGUUUUUGAUGGUUGUACUAUAUUUAUGUCAGUAUUCAUAAAAUAGCAAACAGAAUACAACCUUUUUCUGCCGCCCUAAUGUUACGAGCCGGUUCGAUCUAUGCAUUGAUUGGUUCUUUACAAAUACUGACUGUAGUCUAAUUCACUUACAAGAAAUGGGUUUAAUAAACGUUUUAAUACAACGGCAUGUAUGAUUACUCUGUUUUCAGAAGCUGUUUUUUUUUUAACCUCACUUAAGUACACAAAAAAAAUCCUAAAUGAGUCCACAAUGUGAGGAAAUUAAGUUUAGCCACUACUGCUUUCUUUUGCCUCACUUUAUUUGGGCUGUUGUUUCUGUUGUUUUCAUUGUAGGUCUACAUAAUUAGGAUUACCUGUCUUUACCACUAGUGAUAAGUGAUGAUGAAAUGUAUGUAUUCAUAAUUUAUGACACCUCACUUUUUUUUACAAAAUAUUAUUACAGAAUGUGACUCAAAUUAUAAUCGUACAAUAAAUAUUAGAUUCUC